CUCAAGUGGAGUGUGAGAGACUUGAGAGUCCCUUCCCACCAAACUAGAAAGAAAGCAGAGUUGUUAGAAUUGAAGUUGAAGAAAUCCGCUAUAUGCUUGUCGGCAACCACUGCUUUCAAAAUACAACACAUAGACAAUUCGAAUUUCCAUUACAGAUUGUCCUCAGCUCAGCAACAAUCGCUCCUUCGAUCACUUUCCUUUCUUCUCCAUAGAAGAAGAAGACGAAGAAGAAGAAGAAAUCUCAUUUCUAGAUCUUCAAUUUCCACCUGCAACUCACUUUUCAAUCCACGGAAGCCAUUGAAGAGCUCUCUGAUAAUCCAGGAAGAACAGAGUACUGUGUGGCCGGGGUUCUCAAUUUUGCGGAUCCAAUGUUGGUCCAAGAACGUUCAACGCCUAAAUCCCCCAAAACCCAGAUCAGAACUCUGCCUACUCUCCAUUCGCAUCGCUUUUCCGAGUCUAAAAGCCUUGAUUUCUCAACUUGGUUAUCCGACAACGUCUACAGAGUAGUGACGAUUUUGCUCCUGAUCGUUACCGUCGCCGCCGUAUUUUUCCUCCGCAAUGUCGGGGAUAGCGCCGCCCUUCUUUGCUUCCAAUCGCAGACAGCGGCUUUAGAGAAGAUUCAAUUCCCUAAAAUUGAUUGGAAUUCGAUCGCGUCGAUCCCAGCCAAUUCUUAUACGGAAUUUCGCUCCGAGCAAUGGAUCGUCGUCUCGGUGUCUAAUUAUCCCAGUGAUUCACUGCGGAAGCUAGUGAAAAUGAAGGGUUGGCAGGUGUUGGCGAUAGGCAAUUCAUUGACGCCGGCGGAUUGGGCUCUUAAAGGUGCGAUUUAUCUUUCCUUAGAAGAACAGUCUAAAUUAGGGUUUCGUGUGGUUGAAUUCCUUCCAUAUGAUUCUUUCGUGAGGAAAACUGUUGGGUAUCUCUUUGCCAUUCAACAUGGCGCGAAGAAGAUCUUCGAUGUGGAUGAUCGAGGGGAGGUGAUUGGUGGAGAUUUAGGCAAACAUUUCGAUGUAGAAUUGGUGGGAGAGGGAGCGAGGCAGGAGAUCAUAUUACAGUAUAGCCAUGAAAACCCCAAUAGAACUGUUGUUAAUCCUUACAUUCAUUUUGGGCAAAGAUCAGUUUGGCCUAGGGGCUUGCCACUGGAAAAUGUGGGUGAAAUUGCUCAUGAAGAAUUUUAUACUGAAAUUUUUGGGGGAAAGCAGUUCAUUCAACAGGGAAUUUCCAAUGGUCUUCCUGAUGUUGAUUCGGUAUUUUACUUCACUCGAAAAUCUGGAUUGGAAGCUUUUGAUAUUAGAUUUGAUGAACGUGCUCCAAAAGUGGCAUUGCCACAGGGUAUGAUGGUUCCUAUUAACUCCUUCAAUACACUUUAUCAUACCUCAGCCUUCUGGGCUUUAAUGCUUCCUGUUUCCAUUAGCACAAUGGCUUCUGAUAUCUUGAGAGGAUACUGGGGCCAGAGGCUCCUGUGGGAAAUUGGUGGUUAUGUUGUAGUUUAUCCUCCAACCGUUCACCGAUACGAUAAGAUUGAAGCAUACCCAUUUUCAGAAGAAAGAGAUCUACAUGUGAAUGUGGGUCGUUUAGUUAAGUUUUUGAAUUCAUGGAGAUCAAGUAAACAUAGGCUGUUUGAGAAGAUUUUGGAGUUGAGUUUUGUAAUGGCAGAGGAAGGGUUUUGGACUGAGAUGGAUGUGAAAUUUACAGCAGCUUGGCUGCAAGAUUUAAUUGCUGUUGGGUACCAGCAGCCAAGGCUAAUGUCUCUGGAAUUGGAUCGUCCACGAGCAACUAUUGGUCAUGGGGAUCGGAAGGAGUUUGUUCCACAGAAAUUACCGUCCAUACACCUUGGGGUUGAGGAAACUGGGACGGUGAGUUAUGAGAUAGGGAACUUGAUCAGAUGGAGAAAGUUUUUUGGAAAUGUUGUGCUCAUCAUGUUUUGUAACGGCCCUGUUGAACGAACUGCCCUGGAGUGGAGGUUGCUAUAUGGGAGGAUAUUCAAGACGGUGAUAAUUCUUUCAGAGACCAAAAAUUCAGAUCUUGUAGUGGAAGAAGGCAGAUUGGACCAUGCAUACAAGUACCUGCCGAAAGUUUUUGAUACAUAUAGUGGCGCAGAAGGGUUUUUAUUCCUGCAAGACGAUACAAUUCUUAACUAUUGGAAUCUGCUACAAGCGGACAAAUCAAAACUCUGGAUAACUGAUAAGGUACCCAAAUCUUGGACUACUGUGUCAGUUGAAAGCUCAGAUUGGUUUACGAAACAAUCAAACAUGGUAAAGAAGAUAGUUAGCAUGAUGCCAGUUCAUUUCCAAGUGAGUCAUAAACAAUCUGUAGCAAGUGAGAAUAGUCUCACGAUAUGCAGUUCUGAGGUCUUUUACAUUCCUCGACGCUUUGUAGCAGACUUUCUUGACCUUCAUGGUUUAGUGGGUGAUCUAGAAGUCCAUCACAAGGUUGCAAUCCCCUUGUUCUUUACGGCAAUGGAUUCGGUUCAAAACUUUGAUCCAGUAUUGAGUACAAUGAAUUACAGAGAAAAACCACCUGCUACAAAUUCGUCAACUAUGUACUCUGUUCAUGUUCCUGCUGUUCACCCAUGGAAUGUGUCAAGUGAACAAGAUUUCAUCAAGUUGGUCAGAAUAAUGGCAGAAGGUGAUCCACUUCUAGCAGAGUUAGUUUGAGAGGAUAAAAGAAAAAAGAAAAGAGACUUUGAUACCUUGGGAGUUAGGGGGAAACAUGUAUACUAAGCAAACUGUUAUACCAAACUGCUAUUUUUCUUCUCUUUUUGCUUCAGAGUGAAGAAAAAUUCAUUUCAUUGAUCCAUCCCCCCUCCCCAACACUUUUUUGUAGAGUUUGUGUGUUCUCACCAUUUGUUGUAAGAAAGAAAUUGUAUUCAACUAGUUCUUUUGUUCCAUAAGUAUAUGAACAGGAAAUUGUAUUGGUUGCACAUUGAUGCA
Messenger RNA from Benincasa hispida (wax gourd), 2927 nucleotides. Its product is annotated as putative glycosyltransferase STELLO2. Lineage: Eukaryota; Viridiplantae; Streptophyta; Magnoliopsida; Cucurbitales; Cucurbitaceae. The record is from RefSeq and is a predicted model, not a curated record.